AUGAACCAUCUCGUCGCCAUCCUUGUGCUAAUCAGUGUGGUUCUUCUAAAGGCUGAGGUGCUGUUGUCCAUCGGGCCAAGAACCUCGAUGCAAACGGGUAAAAAAUCCAUCGAGGGCAGGGCACCUUCAUAUUUUUUAAUCUUCUCAUCCGAUGCUCUGGUUGCGGCCAAAUCACUUUCCCUGCUGGUUAAGUGCACGUACCGUUCGCUAAUGUGCCCGGAACGGUUACGUCCCACGCCAGGCACCUACCGGCUCUCCAAGGAAUCAAUGUGCAGCCAUCCGGGCGUUUUCCAUCCAGCGCGGAAAUUCCCGAGGGCUCUUUAA
Molecule: messenger RNA, 324 nt
Organism: Helobdella robusta
Lineage: Eukaryota; Metazoa; Annelida; Clitellata; Rhynchobdellida; Glossiphoniidae
Exons: 2
Coding region: 1-324 (107 amino acids)
Source: RefSeq, a predicted model, not a curated record